CCAGUGUGCUUUGCUCUUAGUCGCGUCCUCAAGCAGGAAGCGGGUGUGUUCGGAGCGAGUUCAUUUCGCUGAAUUCUUUGUGUUUGUUGUUGUUGUUGUUGAUUCGUUUUCUCUCUCAGCUGAAGUGCGGUUGUUUUUUUCACCUGGAAUCAGUAACGCAAUCGGUGUGAACCAUGAAUCUGGAGCGCAUGCCGAACGAGGACAAGCUGAACCUGUGCAGGAAGUACUACCUGGGCGGCUUUGCCCUGCUCCCCUUCCUGUGGCUUGUCAAUGUGGUCUGGUUCUUCAAGGAAGCCUUCAUGAAGCCUGUGUACACGGAGCAGGCGCUCCUCAAAACAUAUGUGAAGCGCUCGGCGAUCGGGCUGCUGUUCUGGGUGGCGGUUCUCACCACGUGGAUCACCAUCUUCCAGCACUUCAGAGCAGAGUGGGGCGAGGUGGCGGACUACCUGUCCUUCACCAUCCCGCUGGGGAUCCCCUGAGAGAGAGAGAGAGAGAGAGAGAGAGAGAGAGAGAGAGGGGACCCCAGAGCCCUCACCCCGCUCUGCCACUCGGAAUCACAUCCACCACGUUGCCAGCUGCUUCAGCUUUAAACAGUCUCAUUGUUUUUCUGUAUCUGAAACAUUCAGGAUGUUUACUCUGAAAACCCAAUAGAUUCUAUAGAUAUAUAUAUACUGUGUGCCGCAUGCAUUGUGCUGUUCUGCUCUCUCUCUUUGACUGGGUUUGUAAUGGAGAUCAGAACAGUUCAAUCUGCUUGUAAUAUUGUUUAAUUAAAGGAUGAAAAUGAUGACGUGUUCCAGAGUGCCAAAAGUGCGCUGAACCCC
Molecule: messenger RNA, 821 nt
Organism: Acipenser ruthenus (sterlet)
Lineage: Eukaryota; Metazoa; Chordata; Actinopteri; Acipenseriformes; Acipenseridae
Product: gamma-secretase subunit PEN-2
Exons: 4
Coding region: 174-479 (101 amino acids)
Biological process (GO): Notch receptor processing
Cellular component (GO): gamma-secretase complex
Source: RefSeq, a predicted model, not a curated record